This is a messenger RNA of Carassius auratus (goldfish), 1384 nucleotides long. RefSeq names its product tumor-associated calcium signal transducer 2-like. The transcript is spliced from 10 exons. Gene Ontology annotation, cellular component: membrane. Lineage: Eukaryota; Metazoa; Chordata; Actinopteri; Cypriniformes; Cyprinidae. Bases 140 to 1027 code for a protein of 295 amino acids. The record is from RefSeq and is a predicted model, not a curated record.
ACCAGAAGUCUGCUAGAGUCAAGUUUUAAAAGAGUGAAAAAACGUCUCAGUAUCAGAGAGAGUUGGGUGACAAGAGUGACCUAGAGCAUAGAAUUACAUUUCAUCUUUUUCCAGAUUGUGUGAAUUCUGGUUCUUAUCCAUGAUGAAGGUUUUGAUCGGCUUGUUUGUUGUGGUGUUAGUGGAUGUGGUCGCUUCACAAUGUCCUAAUUGUGACACCAUGAAAUGGGCCAAAUGUGAUGGAACACCAUGCCAGUGCAAUCUUCAGUUUUCUCCUUCAUACUGGCAAAAGAUUGAUUGUACAAAAUUGAUUCCCAAGUGCUUCCUCAUGAAAGCAGAGAUGUAUCGUGCCAGGAAAAACAUGAGCACAAGAUCCAUUGGUGGGAAACCUGUAGAAAGUGCCUUUGUGGACAAUGAUGGCUUCUAUGACCCAGAGUGUGAGAGCAAUGGAAAGUUCAAGGCAAUCCAGUGUAACGGCACUGAAGUGUGCUGGUGUGUGAACAGUGCUGGUGUGCGCAGAAGUGACAAGAGAGACAAGAACAUCAAGUGUGAUCCUGUGGAGACCUAUUGGGUUCGCCUGGAGCUGAAGCAUAAAGAUGGUCCUGUUGCUCUUGAUGCUACCAAACUGAAGAUUGGGAUUGAGAAUGCUUUGCUGGAACGUUACAAGUUGGAUAAGAAAUUUGUGUCUGAGGUUCAGUACGACAAAGAUGGUCGUCUCAUUGUUGUGGAUGUCAAAAAGGAAAAGGGGGAACGUGUUCCAGACCUGUCCCUCAUGACUUACUACAUGGAGAAGGAUAUCAAAAUUACACCCCUCUUUUAUGAUGACCGUAAACCAUUUGAAGUCAGUGUUGAGGGAACAAAGGUGUCCAUGGAGAACAUCCUGGUGUACUAUGUAGAUGAAGUGGCGCCCACCUUCACCAUGCAGAAGCUGACUGGUGGCAUCAUUGCUGUCAUUGUGGUGGUCAGCUUGAUUGUGAUUGCAGGACUUAUGGUUCUGUUCUUCCUCGCACGGAGACUGAAGGCCCAGUAAAGUAAAACACAAGCCAGAGAGAUGGAGAGCAUGUCUUAAAGCUAUUAAUAAUGACAUACUUGAGAUUGGAAUUCUCAAUUUGUCAAUCAGAAUUUAUGGAAUGAAAUUUGAACAGAUUGAAUGGAAGCAUUAAUAUAUGAAUGGGACUCUGAAUAUAUGGAUUGAAAGUCUGAAUAUAUAGAAUGACAGUUUGAAUGUAUGGAAUAAAAGUCUGAAUAUAUGGAAUGGAAUUUUGAAUAUGUGAAAUGAAACUUGAAUUUGAAUUAAAGACUGAAUAUAUAGAAGGAAACUUGAAUGAUAAUAAAUGAAAGUCUGAAAAUAUGGAAUGGAAUUUUGAAUAUAUUGACAAAGUUUGAA